Messenger RNA from Brassica napus (rape), 774 nucleotides. RefSeq names its product G-type lectin S-receptor-like serine/threonine-protein kinase RLK1. Gene Ontology annotation, molecular function: ATP binding; protein kinase activity. Gene Ontology annotation, biological process: protein phosphorylation. The transcript has 3 exons. The coding region runs from base 1 to 774 and encodes 257 amino acids. The record is from RefSeq and is a predicted model, not a curated record. NCBI's taxonomy places the organism in Eukaryota, Viridiplantae, Streptophyta, Magnoliopsida, Brassicales, Brassicaceae.
AUGACCGACGCUGGAAACUUCCGCCUGUUAAGCAAAGAUUCCAGUAAGGAUUUGUGGUCGAGCGUCGAUAAUCCCACAGACACUCUGUUGCCAAUCAGGAUCCAAGCAUAUGGGAUCGUCUAUAAAGGAGUUUUAAAAGUUGUAGGCGAUUCUCAAGUUACCGUGGCUGUCAAGAAACUAGACCGAGUGGUUCAAGAAGGCGAGAAAGAGUUUAGAAACGAGAGUCGUUUGAUCGUCUACGAGUACUUACCGCAUGGGACGCUUGCCAGUUUCCUUUUCAAGCGUCCAAGACCUAACUGGAAAGAUAGAAGGAGAAUCGCUGUGGAGAUUUCACGUGGAAUCUUGUAUCUACAUGAAGAAUGUUGUGAGCAAAUCAUACACUGCGACAUAAAACCGCAAAACAUACUUCUAGAUGAGUCUUACAGUCCACGCAUCUCGGACUCCGGUCUAGCAAAGCUUCUGAGGAUGAACCAAACGAAUACUCUCACAAACAUCUGUGGAACCAUCGCGAUGGAGUGGUUCAGGAACAAUCCCAUUUCAUCCAAAGUAGAUGUAUAUUGCUACGGAGUAAUGCUUUUAGAAAUCGUGUGCUGCAAGAAAGCAGUUGAUCUUGAGGAUAACGUGAUUCUCAUCAAUUGGGCAUAUGAUUGUUUCCGAAAUAGGAGGCUGGGUGAUCUUAUGGAAGACGACUUAGGUGAUGGAGGAUAUGGAGAUGGUAGAGAGAUAUGCGAAAAUAGGGAUAUGGUGUAUACAAGAACCAGGAAUGAGACCUAA